GAUUGAACAAAAAACAACCAAGAACAAUUCCAAUAAUUUCUUGUUGGAAAAGGGAUAUGUCACUUGAAAGGAUAAAAACAGAAAAUGAUUUGAACUAUGGAUAUGGAAAAGUCCUUCCAAGAAUAGAAGAAAAGCCUGAAGACAAUCCUAAGGUCUUUAUGAAUGAAUUUGCAUCAAUGGUACAAGAAGUUGGUGCAUCUUUGGCAAGACUUUCUACCAAAUUGGUUAAGGCAAAAGAGCUCUUCCCUGGGAAUCAGUUGGUCAAGAAGGUAGAUGAAGUGUUGGGAAAGAUGGCAAGAGAACCAUCAAUUCUCAGCCAAGAUGAAAAAAUAUUUGGAUCAGAGAAUUUUUUGAAUGCCAUAGCUCAAAUUGAGAAGGAACUGAUGGAGGCAAGUGAAGCAGAAAAAAAGAAAAUAGGAAAUGAGAAGGAAUAUGAUAUAAGGAAGGCAUUCAGUUUGGGUUGCAACUUAACUCCCCCAACUCCAACAACUGAAGCACAGAUUAAUGUUGCAGCCACAACUUCAACAACAACUGAUGCAAAUGUUUCUUCUAAGCCAGAAGAGGGUAAAGCUUUAAUAUCUAUGUACAAUUAUGAAAAGUAUAAUGUUCAUUUAUAAAAUAAUAAGUUUG
Molecule: messenger RNA, 630 nt
Organism: Chenopodium quinoa (quinoa)
Lineage: Eukaryota; Viridiplantae; Streptophyta; Magnoliopsida; Caryophyllales; Amaranthaceae
Exons: 3
Coding region: 57-617 (186 amino acids)
Source: RefSeq, a predicted model, not a curated record